This is a messenger RNA of Mesorhabditis spiculigera, 1233 nucleotides long. The record is from the annotation of a GenBank genome assembly. Lineage: Eukaryota; Metazoa; Nematoda; Chromadorea; Rhabditida; Rhabditidae.
AUGCAAGUAAUAGAGUACCCAGACAACCAUGUGAACUUGCAUAUUCAAAAGGGGGCGUGGCUUCGAAAUUGCCAUGGGGCACUGUAUAAAAGUCGGCGGUUUUGUAGGAAGUUCAUAUUUUCGUUCUUCAGCCUAGCUGGGAGCCCACGUGCAGUAAAAAUGAAGCUCCUUCUCCUCACAGUGGCCAUGUUUGGCGCCCUCGGCGCCAAGACCUUCUAUCGGAUCGACGGAGAUGGAUACGGUCCCUUCAAAUCGCACUUCCACGACUGGCUUGUUGCUCGUGGCCACACAUUCGCUCUCGAAGCCUACGACAACUACGGGGCCACAGGAACGUUUGGAGGCAAAGAUUCGGAUGGACAAGGGAUUUCAAAAACCCCAGUCAUCUUCAUCCACGGCAACUCUGACUCGGCCCUCGACACCGGGGCAAUGCUUGUUGAUGGCUGGACAAAAGCCCUAGGAUACUACAUCGACGAGGGGUACACCUUCGCCGAGUUGUACGGUAUCACCUACGGAGAUCGUGACAUGGCGACUGCGGCUGAUACUCAGAUGACGUGCGAAUGGAUGAAGGGCCAUCGGAAGUUUGUCGAAGACGUCUUGGAAUAUACUGGCGCGCCGAAGGUGAACCUCGUCGGCCACUCGAUGGGAGCAACAAUUGCACGAUUUGUGGCGAAAGGAGGAAGUAGUAUCAUCAACGGCGAGCACUGCGACCUGGGCCACGCCCUGACCGACAAAAUUGACGUGCUCAUCAGCGUGGCUGGAGCCCACUUUGGAAUGUGCAUGUGCACGGCGCUUUCCGAUAAGCAUUCCUGUAGCUCUGCGGACGGUUUCUGGCCCGGCAACACAUGCGGAGGAGGUGUGGAGACGACCUGUGCUACUGCCAGCCAGGGACAAUGCACGGAUAUCGACCACUACAGCACCUUCCUCAAGGACAUCAACAACAACGAGGCGAGGGAGGCCGGACAUGUCUUCUCACUGUUCUCGAGGGACGACAACGUUCUCGGGCCAGAGUCAUUGACGUGGGGACGCAUGACUUCAAUCAUCCCGAACGAGGACGGCAACCACGAGUACGGUGGCUACACCCACUUCGAGAUGAAAGACAAGACAGCGGCGGAUGCCAUCUGGGCAUUCCACAACCACGCCCUUCCCCCGAAAGACCGAAGGAAGUUGAAGCGGACCGGAAUCGACAUCCUCGAGACCGUCCACAGCUACAGCAGCGAGGAGGAAGAAGAAAAA